AUGCACUCCGAAUGGUUCCUCAUACAUUGGAUUGUAUCAACAUUUAUAUGGAUAGCUUUUAUUCCAAACUAUGUAGCGCUUAUACUGAUUUAUAAUGACCAGUUUGUAAAUACUUAUUCACUAAUGAUCCCAGCUCUUAUCCAGAAUGGUGGCAUUUUUAUCAGCGGUAUGAAAAGUCAAGAUGAUGAAAGAAAUAAUGGUAGACUAACAACUCAGUGUCAUUUACAAUACGCUACUACAGAAAAUAAAGCAAACGGAUCAAGAAUAGGUAAAAUUGAUGAUGAUAUUCUAGAAACGUCGGAUAUAAAAGAUGAUCAACUUCUUAACCUGCUGCGAUCAAACAACAAAUCCACAUUGCACUACCGACUCCGUGAACCAUCAAAUUACUUCGCUCUAAAUGAAGCAACAAGUGAACUGACUACACAAAUCAUGCUUGAUUUGGAAACUCUGUGUCCUAGACACUGUAGAGAGAACAGCUUCCAUGCUGUAUUGAAUGCACAUGUGGAAAUAUUGGCCAACUUCCAAGUGGUAUAUUUUGUAAAUGUCGAAAUUACAGUAACCGACAUGAAUGAUAAUUCACCUACAUUCCCACCCAGUGUACCUAGACCUUAUAGAAUGAAAUUAAAAGAGGUAAUCUAUCGUGCUGGUAAACAAGUGGAACUACCAAGUGCAGUUGAUAAAGAUGUUCAGCCAAGUAAUGCUGAAAUAGUUUAUCGUCUCGAUUCACAUCCCGAAGAUAAAUCUGACGCUUUGGAAACAUUUCAACUGAUGUUGCAAAAUAAUACAAGGAUUGUAUUGGUUUUACAAAAUGAUUUGGAUUAUGAAUCAGUAAAGGAAUAUCGUUUUUAUUUAGUCUGUUCAUCCCCAUAUAUCAGUAAUGAACAUGAUUCAGACUCUUCAAAUAAAGAAGAUUGGUUAGAAAUUAUCAUAGAAGUACUUAAUAUCAAUGACAUCGAACCAACGUUUUCAAAGGCAGUCUACGAAGUAAACGUUCAAGAGAAUGUUUUAGUCAAUUCAGUUAUUUAUGAACUGAAGGCAACUGAUAAAGAUGUUGAUUCCAUUAUCGCUUAUUCAAUGGAAAAUGGACUUGAUUCAAGUGUCACAUCAAAAUUCAUCAUUGAAUCAACAGGAAAAGUGAUUGUUAAAGGCAGGCUAGAUCACGAGCAGCGUAAUGUGUAUGACUUUACUGUGCGUGCAAGUGAUGGGGAAUUUUAUGCUUUGGCACGACUCGUUAUUAAAGUUACAGACGUAAAUGAUGAACUUCCAGAUAAAAUAUUAGAUCCAUAUCAUUUGACAAUUGCAGAAAAUAAACCAGCAAGAACAUUAAUUGGUCAUCUUCUGAUUAUCGAUCGUGAUAGUCCUGAGGUUAAUGGUCAGGUAAGGUGUGAAGAACCAUCUGGGUUGAAAAAGAAAUCUUCUACAUUAAAACUUUCUGAAAUGCCUGUUGCAAUGUCAUCUGGACUUACAGCUACAAUGACUAUCAUUUUGAAUGUGAUAGAUGAGAAUGAUAACGCACCUACUUUCGAAGAGACACUAUAUAAGGCAGAAAUCAGAGAAAAUUCCCCGGUGGAUACCAAGGUCAUAAAGGUAAACGCUACAGAUAAGGAUAUAGGAAUGAAUGCACAAAUUUACUACAGCCUGGAAAAGAAUGAACUGAAUACACCCUAUUUUAAGAUAGAUCCCAUUACCGGUUGGGUUAUGACUACAGCUGAGAUCGAUCGUGAAGCUCAGUCAACUUUCCAGCUUACAGUUCUAGCAAUAGAUGGUGGUUUUCAUACACGAGACAAUCAGUCAUUCAGAUCUACAGGCAGUAGUACAACUCAUCACACAGCAACAACGCAGGUGCUCAUCAGCAUAACUGACGAAAAUGACAAUGCGCCAGAAUUUCACGGUCCAAGACAAUUCGCUGUAGCAGAAAAUCAGCCUUCACAAACAUGGAUUGGUGAUCUCCAAGUACUUGAUAGAGAUGAAGGGUUCAAUCAUGAUGUGACAUUUAAGCUCCUACCUAGUAAGCUGGUAAACAGUAAUAGCCAACAGAUUUUGAAUAAAGGUCCUAAUAACUUCACCAUGAACCAUGAUCUGCCAAUCCAGUUAUUGAACAACGGAAGUUUAUUCACUACAAAACCAUUAGACAGAGAGAAUCAGUCACACUACUGUUUCGAAGUUAUUGUAACCGAUCAAGGUGAAGAUAAAUCACAUUCCACCGUAGAUACUAUAUGCGUACGUGUACUGGAUGUUAAUGAUAACAGACCAUACUUCAUAGAAAUAAAAGGAGGGGAUCAAACUAUAGAAAACAUGACUGUGAACCAUUCAUUACUUGCAACUGAUUCCUUCAACUUUCAUUCUGAUGUAGUUAAGCAAAAUUUAGUCCAACGAAAUAUUUCGAAAUUUUCAGUAUUAGUACGUUUAUCAUUCCGCGAAAUACCAGGUUAUUGCAUUUUGGUUCCCAAAGCACUUGAUGAAGAUGAAGGUGUAAACGCACAAUUACGAUAUACUAUCGCAUAUCAGCAUUCAAAUAUAACUCAACAUGAUAGUAAAAAGGAUGGUAUACUUAAUGCAUUUGCGAUGAAUCCGCUGACAGGACAACUAACGUUAACAAGAAAUUUACGUCAUGAUGAAAUAGGAUCAUAUGAAAUAAUAUUAGGUGUAGAGGACCGUGGAAAGCCAGUUCUUAAGACAGAAAAGACCGUUCAGCUGAUCAUAGAAGAUACCCCACCUCGUGGAAAUUGGUUAUUCCCUGAGACUGUUCACAAACGCAGUAUGAUUUUAUACACUUCCAAGAAUAUAAUUUUAGAAGGGCGCACAAUCAUUGUAGUGAUCUUACUAUCUGGAAUGUCAGCAUUUCUAGCUUCUAUAUUCAUCAGUUCGAUUCUGUGUUUAAUCAAACCUUGCAAGAAGUCAGGAGACUCUUUUCAUCCAAACGUUAAAAUUAAAGCUGAAAACACCAAUGGUUUUUAUCACAAGAGUACAGGAUUCAAUAUAACAAUGUUCAAUGACAACGCUGUUAAGUUAAAAGCAGUUCCAAAUCAAAUAGCUUAUAAAAACUGUUACUUGAAUUUUCCUAAUCAGCAGCAUCAAUAUCUUAUAAGAGAGUACAGUUCAGGAGAAAAUGCCAAUUAUGUAUUUGAUAAUAUGCUGCCACCUGUUGCUGGUCAUAGUACUCAGCAGGAGUUUGAAGGAUUGCUGAUCACCAGUGAAUGUUCCACACUAGCUGACGUUGAAGUUGGCAAUCCAUCGUUAUUCAAGUUACCUGACGUUAUUAGUAAUAAAACUAGCAUAAUCCCAAAUAGUAAUAGCUUACCGACAACUUUUGACAUCUCAACAUAUUGUCAAGGUGACUUAACCAGUGCAAAGCAAGACCCAUGUAUGAUGGACGGAAUCAGCAAUCCAUGUAUGGAAAAUGUUUUAUCGCAGAUUUAUUCAUACCACAAUGCCGCUCAACAGAACAGAUGGAAUUACUUUUAUCUGGAAUACCCACCCAGUAACUUUCAACCUAUGAUAUCAAAUAUAUUUGUGCAUAAUAUGCCUUCCAAAUCCUCAACUUUUUCAGUACAACAACCGAAUACCAACAGUUCAUCACCUGGAGUCGGAGUCACAAGGCCCUCAUUAUUAUCUUCUAAUAUUUCUACUAUAAAACCAGAGCAAUUCAUACUUCAGUGCAAAAAGUCACCUCCUCUUUCUGUAGCUAACUGUUAUAAACACAGAAAAUUGUAUACAACGUCCCCAAAUCCAUUGACAUGCACAUCAAUAGUGCUUCACCCAAACAAAAACAUUUUUAUAAAUUCAGAGCAAUUCAUUCAAGAAAAUGCUGCACAUGAUGGCUCAAGUUCACUGAAACACUCAGAGGUAGUUACUGGAGAGGAGCAACGAUCAGACAGUGGACGUGGCGCCAGUGAUGAAGAAAAUUCAAAUCAAAUACACUCAGUUAAUGGAACAUCUGCUGAGAAUGAUUUGUCAGUCAACUUUAUGACUAGACUAGUCACUGAAUAA
This is a messenger RNA of Heterobilharzia americana, 3990 nucleotides long. Lineage: Eukaryota; Metazoa; Platyhelminthes; Trematoda; Strigeidida; Schistosomatidae. The record is from the annotation of a GenBank genome assembly.